AUGCCUGCUGUUGUUAUUAGGCAACGAAAACCUUGGAGAAGAAGAGAUGGUGUUUUUCUAUAUUUUGAAGAUAAUGCUGGUGUUAUUGUAAAUCCAAAAGGAGAAAUGAAAGGUUCCGCUAUUACAGGUCCAGUGGGGAAGGAAUGUGCAGAUCUUUGGCCACGUAUAGCUUCUUCAUCUGGAACUGUGGUAUAA
This is a messenger RNA of Entrophospora sp. SA101, 195 nucleotides long. The record is from the annotation of a GenBank genome assembly. NCBI's taxonomy places the organism in Eukaryota, Fungi, Glomeromycota, Glomeromycetes, Entrophosporales, Entrophosporaceae.